Alternaria infectoria is the source of this 2547-nucleotide messenger RNA. RefSeq lists its product as uncharacterized. Bases 1 to 2547 code for a protein of 848 amino acids. NCBI's taxonomy places the organism in Eukaryota, Fungi, Ascomycota, Dothideomycetes, Pleosporales, Pleosporaceae. The transcript has 2 exons. The record is from RefSeq and is a predicted model, not a curated record.
AUGGACGUGGUGAUGAACUACACCUGGGCGGGACGAGAAGCGCAGGAGGCAAAUUUGGAGGCUGCGCAGAGCCCUAAUAGCCCCAACGCUCAAGGCAAAGGCAUCAACAACGGAAACGGCGCGAAUGCGAACGGUGCCAAGCAAAAACCUGUGAUGGAUCGAGAGUUGGUCUUGCAGGGAAGAAAGGACAGGAAAGAGGCAAAGAAGUUGAACAAGGCUGCGGGGAAUGACGCCAAUUCUCAACAAGAGAACGCAGGUGAACCGGUUAAGGAAGGCACAGUCGACACACAAAAAUAUGCUGCUAAACAACCUGCGCGUACGGAGGCUGAGAUAAAAGAAGCGCGGGCGGCGAAGAAGAAAGCGAAUCAAGACAAGAAAGCCGCGAAGAAAGAAGCUAACGCCCAGAAAGAAGCUGCUGCCUCGGGUACCAAACAUGACAAUACGACUAAAGAUCAAAAGGGCGCAGAUGGUCCAGCCAAGGGAAAGCAGAGCACAGAAGACAGCGCAAAGACUAAUCAGAAGAUUGACAACCACACGAUUACCAACAAGACGGUCAACAACCAGACAAUCACCAAUCAGACGAUUACCAACCGAACGAUCAACAACGAACAUGUUACGAACGCCAAGACCGAGAAAGGGCCCUCUAAUAAACAUAUCAUCAAGGAGAAGAGAGCCCUAAGAAAGGCUAAGAAAGAAAAAGACGCCGAGCACAAGGACGCUGAACAUAAGGAUUCUGAAAACAAGGGUUCUGAACACAAGGAUGCUGAACAUAACGACGCAGAACUUAAGGAGAGUAAGAACGGUGGAGCGAAGUCGGACAGUACCGACGCAGACUCCAAAGUCGCCAACAAGAAGGCUAAGGAUGAGAAGAAGGAUGCGGAUGCAAAGAAGAAAGCCGAAGCGAAGGAAGCAGCAUCGAAACUGGAAAUAGUGCACAAGGCUGAGAAAGCUGAUGAGAAGAGCGAAAAGAAGGGGGGUGAGAAGGUUGGUAAGGAAGUUGUUCCAUUUACCAACAAGCAUGCCGAUAAGUCUGGGGAGCCAAGUGCUGCGAAAGCUGAGAAAGAUGCUCAAAAAGCGGAAGAGGCCCGGAAGAAGCUCGAAGCUAAACGAGUCGCAUCUGAGAAGAAGGCCCAAGACAAGGAGGAGAAGUUGAAACUGAAGUCUCUCAUAAGGCCUGAGUCCUCUGAUGCCAAGAAAGCCGCCGAAGCAGAGAAGCAAAGACUGAAGCUCGCAGCCAAGGAAGCGGCCAAGGACAAGAGGCUCGAAGCUAAGCAACUCGCAAUCGAUAACAAGCCACAUGAUAAGGAGCAGAAUUUGGAUCACAAAUCCAGCGCGAGGGAAUUCCAGUCGCUUGAAAGCCAUACACAGAGCUCUGAACAUCGAAAAUUCAGCUUAUUCAGAUCGAGUGCGAAGCAUGAGACCACGGAUACCAAAGCGGCCGAGAAGGCGGAGCAACAGAGGCUGAAGACAGCAGCCAAAGAAGCCGCAAAGGGACAGAAGCUGAUAAUGCAAGCCGAAGCGAAGGAACAGAAGCUCAUCACCCAAGCUGCAGCGAAGGAACUGCGCACAGCCUCUAAUAGACCUGCAAAAGAACAGACGCUCGUAACACUGGCCACCGCCAAACAAGGAGCCGCCGCACGAAGAGACCAAGAAAAGGAAGAGAAACGUCAGAAGAGAAUAGAAGCCCGAUUGAUGAUUGAGCAGCCGAAACAAGAGCGGAGUUUGGUCAAGUUUGGAAAGAGAGAGCAUGAUCAGCCGAAACAAGAGCAAAGUCUGGUCUUAUUUGGAAAGAAAGCCCAUGAUCAGCCGAAGCAAGAGCAAAGUCUAGUCAAAUACGAAAAGAAAGCGCAGGAUGAAGCCGCCAAGAAACAACGGAAGGCAGAGGAAGAGGAAGAGAAACGCAGGAAGAAGGAGGACGCCCGCGCUCAAGCAGAGCGUCGGAAGGGAGAGCAGGCGAAGCUAAAAGCAGAAGAAGAGGAGCUUAAAGCCCAGAAGAAAGAGAAAGACAUAGCUGUAAAGGCAGAGAAAGAUAGACUAGCAGCAAUCCAGAAGGAAGAGAAGAAGAAGCUUAAAGCUGAGGAGGACGAGAAGGUCGAAGCUUUAAAGAAACAGCACAAAGAAAAGGAAGAAGAAAAGAAACGCAAGAAAAAAGAGGAUGAAGAGUUUUCUAGAGCUCAACAUAUGGCAGACCAAGAGAAAGGUCGAGCCGCAAAGGAACAGAAAGAUAAGAAAGAAAAGGAAGAGAAGCGCAAGAAGAAGGAAGACGACGACUUCGAGGCAGCGCUUCGAAGAGCAGAACAAGAGAGGACUAAAGCUGAGCGGCAAAAGAAAGAGCCAGUUGCAAAGGCAGAGUUAGUGAAUGACGCCGCGUUCAGGGAAAAACUUAAUAACCAGCAUAAAGAAUGGGAGAAGAAGAAGAGGAGAGACGCUGCGAAGAGUGCUCCGAAACCAGCGGCCGCGUCCAGGCCUACAGGUGCAAGGAAUGCUGCUCCAGCUAGGAAGCCUGCUCCAGCUAGAAACGCUGCUCCUGCCAGGAAGCGGAGGUAG